Entamoeba invadens IP1 is the source of this 849-nucleotide messenger RNA. RefSeq lists its product as hypothetical. NCBI's taxonomy places the organism in Eukaryota, Evosea, Mastigamoebida, Endamoebidae. The transcript has a single exon. Bases 1 to 849 code for a protein of 282 amino acids. The record is from RefSeq and is a predicted model, not a curated record.
AUGACUGAAGAAAAUGAAACCCCUCUUAUUGCAGCACCACGUCGUACAUUAAGAAAAAGUCAACACUCUGCAUCAAAGAGUGUUUCUGAUAGAUACAAAUUUGUUGGAGCACAACAAGAAAUUGUUGAAAACACAAUCAAUGAUAAUGUUGUUGUUGAAGAGGAACAAAAACCAAAAAUUGUUCGUCCUAGAGGCGCUUCCCUUUUUGGAAAUUUUGACCCAACCCAAAAACCUUUAAGAAAAUCAGUCUCAGUAUCAAAACCCGUUCAAAAAGAGCAAGAAGUUAAUCAAAAUGAUACAAAUCCACUUUCAAGUGCACAAACCAAAAAAAUAGUUCAACAAACACCACCAGAUAAAAUUAAUGAAAAAGAAAAACAAUUCGAAGCGCCAAAACUUCUUAACAUAAGAAGAAAUACAAUAUCCGUUUCAAAACCAGUUAAACAAGAAGAAAAUAAACAAAUCGACUUCAGAUCACUUCUGAAAUCAAAACAAACUGCUAACACAGGUAAAGAACCACAAAAUGUUCAACAAAAAAAUGUCGAACAAAAAGUUCCAUUAAAAAGCAACAGGUUGCCAAAUACUUCUAAAGAACAAGAGAAAACAAAAUUAACAGAAAGUGGGUCACCACCAUUUGUUCAACCAAAAAAAGAUGAAAAUCCUGUUAUUUAUGAAGUACCUACAAUAACAGGUGAAAAGAAAGAAUUUACUGUAAAAAACAAAACAAAUACAACAAUUCAACAAAGGGAUUAUGAAGAUUUUGGCAUCAUAACAUCAAUUGUUUUUGAUUCAUCUAUUUGGCGCGAAGCUGACGAUUUAAUUCAACAACUCGAACGCAAUCAGUUAGCAUAA